This is a messenger RNA of Marchantia polymorpha subsp. ruderalis, 3435 nucleotides long. Lineage: Eukaryota; Viridiplantae; Streptophyta; Marchantiopsida; Marchantiales; Marchantiaceae. The record is from the annotation of a GenBank genome assembly.
CCCAGCCGACUGUCGGAUAACGACUGCCAUUUAUUCCAGUCUGUUACUUAAUUCUCCUCUUUGUGCAAAUGUGCAUCGUAAUGACGAGAAGUCAAGAGCAUGGUGCGAUCGGAUGGUACCACGAGCAGGAACGACUUUUCAUCGACAUGUAUGGGCAGAAAAAGGAAUAAAGGCUCCGAAGAAGAAACUCCAGGCGAUGAAUCUCAGUGGACGCAGGACUACACAGCCGAGCCUGAAGAAGAUGCGAGGCGAGAAACAUCAUUAAAGAAGAAGACGCCAAGAAUGCGUGGAUUUGUCGUUAAGGUGUGGUAGAAAGAAUAAACAAAAUAGUUCUUGCAGCUACUCGCUAAUGAACAAUAAUCACCGGUGGUGAAGAAGGAAGAACUGCUUCGAUGUUUUGGGGUUAAUGAGUAGUGGUCCGUCGUGAGCAGCGGAGUACUGGUGUACUAGGCCCGUUCCAUUUUCAGAGUGCUUCCGGAAUCAGGGACCUGUCUACCCUGCUCCAAGAGUCGAGUCUCUCGGUCUCGUUCCGGCUUACCUUGAUUUAAUAAUGUACCGCAUAUCAAGAAGGUGGCUGUGGUUGAAGUACGAAGGCUGGCAGAUCUAGAAGAUGGCGAAAGUCCGAGCUAUUGGUGGUCACAAAGGCGUACCUACAAAGGCGGUGUAUCCCGAGGAUUGCUUUCUAUGGAUGGGCUUCGUUGGACUUAUUGCCCCGGAUCCCCACAAAUGAGGAAACAAAUCGAUCCACUCGAAAUUCUCCUUCCGUGAAAGUAACUGGCAGCGAGAAACUGGCGGAGGUGGUGUGGUGGCAAGUGCUGUCGUCGUCGCCGGUGCAGCGGAGGAAGGAUGAUGGGGGAGGGACUGGAUCGGGUGGGGUAGGGGAUGGUGGUACGCAGUGACGGAGGAGGUGAGUGAGGUGAGUGUACGCUCGCUGGCGUCGGGCUUGGACUCCGGCGGGCGCUUCUUCUGUUCUGGGCUGGCCAUCUCCUUCACCAACUUUCCCGCUCGCACUGUGAACUUCUUCUUGUCUUGUCCGCGCGUUGUGCGGACGAGUAAGGUUUGUUGGUGAAGCGCAUUGCAUGCUGUGAUUGAUGAUGUCCAGCGAGAGAGCGAGGGAGGCAGGAGCGAUGGAACACGAGGAGGUAUAGAUAGCAGAGGGCUCGACCUGCAUGAUUGUGCUGGUUCAUUCCCUGCUACCACCUUCUUGAGUUCUCCUCUCGCUCGUUCGUUCCGGGACGGGACGAGGAGGCACGAGUACAACAAUUAUUACUACUACUAGUACCGAUAUUCGCAGCUUGGAGCGGCUGGAGCUCGUGCCAUGCGCGUCUCCUCGUCCUUGCUAUCGCCAUUCCGAUAAUAUCUCGACUUGAAGCCCUUCGACUUCACGAGUACUGCACAAUGUCGGACCUAAAUACGCCCUUGGUGAAGAAGAGAAAGUGGUCAUGGGUAGACUGGGCAGUCCAGUUUCGAUGGAUCCUUGUCAUUACUGUGGUCUUGCCCGUCUCCAUGGCUUUCGACAUUUGGGCCGAGUGGGGCGAUUGGUGGUCUGCUCGCAAAUCAGAGGAGAAGCGUCAAAAGGAGCACGACAAGCAUGUGGAGGAAGUGAUCAAGAGGCUGAAGUCUAGAGAUGCAUCGAAGGAUGGGCUGGUAUGCACGGCCCGUAAGCCCUGGAUAGCCGUGGGAAUGAGGAAUGUCGACUACAAACGAGCCCGUCAUUUCGAGGUCGACUUAUCGGCCUUUCGUCAAGUUUUGGAGAUCGACGAAGAGAAUAUGAUUGCGCGGUGUGAGCCUUUGGUCACCAUGGGACAGAUUACCCGCAUGACCGUUCCCAUGAACCUUUCCCUGGCCGUAGUGGCCGAACUCGACGACCUGACAGUAGGAGGCCUAAUCAAUGGGUACGGUAUUGAAGGAAGUUCUCAUAUCUACGGGCUUUUCUCCGACACCGUCGUAUGGUACGAAAUAGUUCUUGCUGACGGGCGAUUGGUGAAGGCCACUCGAGACAACGAGUUUUCCGACCUGUUCUACGCCAUUCCUUGGUCUCAGGGUACCUUGGGCUUACUGGUGGCUGCCGGAAUUAAGCUCAUCAGAAUUAAGGAAUACAUGAAAGUCACGUACAAGCCUGUGAGAGGAACCGUGCGCGAGCUCGGGCAAGCUUACCUUGACUCAUUCAUUCCUCGCGAUGGCGACCAAGACAACCCCGAGAAGGUGCCUGAAUUCGUCGAGGGGAUGGUGUAUAACGACCACGAGGGAGUGAUGAUGACCGGAAGAUACGCGUCGAAGGAGGAAGCGAAGAAGAAGGGCAAUGUGAUCAACAGGCAGCGCUUCUACUUCAAGAAGUGGUUCUACCAGCACGCCCAGACCGCUCUGAAGAAGGGAGAAUUUGUCGAGUACAUUCCAACGCGUGAUUACUACCACAGGCACACCAGAUGUUUGUACUGGGAGGGCAAGCUCAUCCUGCCCUUCGGAGACCAGGUCUGGUUCCGCUACUUGUUCGGAUGGAUGAUGCCGCCCAAGGUGUCAUUUUUGAAGGCAACCCAGGGAGAUGCCAUCCGGAACUAUUACCACGAGCGCCAUAUCAUCCAGGACAUGCUCAUUCCCGCCUACAAGGUCCCUGAGGCUCUUGAGUUCGCCCACAACGAGUUUGAGCUGUACCCAAUUUGGCUCUGCCCUCACCGCAUUUUCAAGGCACCCAUGAAGACCAUGAUCAACCCGCAGCCAGGUUUUGAGUACGAGAAACGCCCCGGUGACACCCCUUACGCCCAAAUGUUCACCGACGUCGGGCUUUACUAUACCCCCAACGCUGUCUUCCGAGGCGAGGAAUUCGACGGAGUGGCUGCCGUGAAGAAACUGGAACAAUGGCUCAUCGACAAUAAGGCUUUCCAGGCUCUCUACGCCGUAUCGGAGUUAAACGAGCAAGAUUUUUGGCGUAUGUUCGACGCCACACUCUACAACAAAUGCCGAGACAAGUACAGGGCCGUCGGUACUUUCAUGGGUGUUUACUACAAGUCGAAGAAGGGUAAGAAGUCAGAACAGGAGGUCAGGGAUGAGGAGUCCAAGGUUCGCGAGACACAGUACGCAGACAUUGAGAAGCCAAUGUCGGACUAGGUUUAGCAGUUCUGCAGUCUGCAAAGCAAUGAUCCAUCAGUAGGUCGCGGUCUAGAAACUGAAAUUUUUUAGAGUUCUGCUUCGCAGAGCUCAUAGCUAUUUCCAUGUACAGAGAUCCUCAGCUGAUCGAUCUUUUGUUUUGAGAGGUUUUUUAUGAAGAGAGAUUGAGAUGGGUUUUCACCCUUUCGAGAAGCCUGGCCAGCUUAUUCCAGACUCUCGUUUUUCACGUUUCGUUUUUUUGUUUAGCUUAGCUUUAAAGCUUCUGUAACGAGUUCUGCCAGAUAAUUCCGGUCUGAGUCAGUAAAGGUCAAUGACCUCUUCGUAAAGCGC